GGAUGGUCAAGUUGACUCGCCCUACAUGGACAGUAACGUGCUUUCAGUGCAGAAUAGUAAACAAUCCACAAUGCCAUGAAGAAAAUAAAUCAUCUGGAGUCUUUGUUCAGGAAUACUCUUCAGUUCGAAUCAUCGACGUGAUUUAUUGCACGAUUUUGGGGUUCAUUUUGCACACGACGGGAUAUAGGCUACUGCUGGCUGAACUGAGGGCACUUGAUGGCACACAAAAAACACAAGUUAUUCCGAGUCGUUUUGCGCUGUGAUCAAGAUAACAUUGAUGCUCUUUUAUUGACACCGCUGUUAUUGUUCUGCAAAGGAUCAGUUUGAGGUUUCUGCAUCGGAACUAAGUGUUUUUUCCUAUCCAGGCGUUGAAUAAUCACAUCAGAGCAUAUGAUUUGGUAUUCAGCGUGGAUGUCAGAGAUGGACGGCAUCGGGAACACCAUGCAGAAAAAGGCUGCUGAGCUGGAGCGCAUGGCCGAAGUCCUCGUUACCGGAGAACAGUUACGGCUGCGACUGCAUGAAGCAAAGGUGAUUAAAGACAGAAGGCACCAUCUCCGCACAUACCCCAACUGCUUUUUGGGCAAGGAGAUUGUUGAUUGGCUGAUUGAGCACAAGGAAGCAUCUGACAGAGAUACUGCCAACAAGAUCAUGCAGAAACUUCUUGACCACAGCAUCAUUCACCAUGUUUGCGAUGAGCACAAGGAGUUCAAAGAUAUGAAGCUCUUCUACCGUUUCAGGAAAGAUGACGGCACUUUUGCACUGGACAGUGAAGCCAAAGUGUUCAUGAGAGGUCAACGGAUAUAUGAGAAGUUGAUGAACACUGAAAACAACCUGCUGCAGACACGUGAAGAGGAGGGUGUGAUGUAUGAGCGGACACUGGUGGCCUCAGAGUUUAUAGACUGGCUCCUGCAGGAAGGAGAAAUGCCCUACAGGGAUGAGUCAGAGCAGCUGGGACGCAGACUGCUGGAGCAUGGCAUCAUUCAACAUGUUUCUAACAAGCACCAUUUUGUGGAUGGCGGCCUGCUUUACCAGUUCAAGAUGAAUUUCCGGCGACGGCGGCGGCUGAUUGAGCUGUUGAACGAGCGCUGCCGCAGUAUCCCGGAGAACCACGACAGCCCUUUCUGUCUGCGCAAACAGGGCUCUGAAGGGGGAAACACCAGCUUCCUCUCAGUAAGCCCCACUAAAGAGAUAAAGGUGGUGUCGGCGGUGCGGCGGAGCAGCAUGAGCAGUAGCUGUGGUAGCAGCGGAUACUACAGCAGCAGCCCCACACUCAGCAGCAGCCCGCCUGUUCUCUGCAACCCCAAAUCAGUGCUGAAGAGACAAGUGAGUCCAGAGGAACUUCAGACUCCUGGUGGACCUUACAUAAAGAAGACAUUCACAAUUGUGGGAGAUGCAGUGGGCUGGGGCUUUGUGGUGAGGGGAAGUAAACCCUGUCACAUUCAGGCCGUGGACCCUGGUGGACCUGCAGCAGCAGCGGGAAUGAAGGUGUGUCAGUUUGUGGUGGCAGUCAAUGGAAUGAAUGUGCUGAAUCUGGAUUACAGGGGUGUCAGCAACCUCAUUCUCACCGGUCCCAGAACAGUGGUCAUGGAGGUUAUGGAGGAAGGGGAAUAUUGAAGACGAGCUCUUCUGUUGUUUCUGUUAUUCUCUCUCUCUCUCUCUCUCCCUCUCUCUUUCACUUCUUCCUUUAGCUGAAAUUUUCUCAGCGAGUGAACAUUUCUGAGAAGUGAACCCUUGAUUCUGUUCAUCGUUUCAAUUCGAACUGUUAGUUUAAAGAGCAUGACACUAAUCCAUGCUUUGAAAUUCGUGCCUCCCAUUGGCUCCUCAUUGACUGUUACCGCUCCAUCUCAGCUGAGAUUGUAACUGGACAGAUUGUAUGGGAAAAGCAGCUGCCAAAACUCAUUUUUUAGCAGAACUGUAGCAUUUAAAACACUUAUGGUAGGUUUGCAGGACAGAUGCCAAACUAAUAUAUUUGUCUGCCAUUCAGGUGAGAGCACAAUUCAGUGUUCUUUUAUUUUUCGACUGUUUCUUCAUUUAGAGUUCAUGCUGUGACUUUUGGAGAGUAAAAGAAAAUAAUAUAGCGUCAAGUAUUUUUUGAUGUUAAUUCUUUACAUUACCUUAGUGUGGCUAGUUUAAAUUCUAGAGAAAAUAUUUUAUAUUACUGUCAUGCUUGCAGAGACAUAUGCUGGGUUCACACCAAAAGCAAAAUGAAGUAUUUUUACUAAUAGAUUACAUACAGUCAAUAUAAAUGUGCAAAUGUAGGUAUUUAUCCACCGGGUGGCGCUAAUUAUAAGUGUGCAGAAUUUGCCUCAAUCGCCUCAGUCUUCCGCAUAAGUUCAAAUAAUUCAGCUUGAGCAGAACAUUUGCUUGAGGUAGAAAAAAAAUAAAGAAAGCUAAAGUGUGUUUGGUGUGAACCCAGCAUUAGUGACAUUUUAUAGACAUCCAUCCAAAUGCAGGCGACAACCAACAGCAGCACUUACAGACUUAAAGUGAAACUUAAGGGUGAAUGUUUAAAAAUCUACGCACAUCUAAAAGAUGCUGUAACUCAUGUUUUGUUUAAAAAAAAAGUGUCUUGUGAAAGUAGUUUCUGUCUUUUGUCUAAAUGGCAUCUAAAAGGCAAAUAAUAAGCUGUAUAAUGUUACUAUUAUAUGACAACAAACAGAAAACAUCACUUUAUACAGUGUUAGGUCAAAAAAUACUUUAUGCAAGUACAAAUACGCAGACAAUUGGAUGUUAACCUGCACUUUUGCUUUGCUUUGUCAGAAAUACAUCACAAUUCCUCAAAUUCAUUCCAGAUCUCAACCUUCUUUAGUAAAUGUUAACUGAAAGAAAAUAAUUAUGUAACCAAAAAAGUAUGUUUGAAUUAAGUAUGUGACACAUGGUGGCUCAGUGGUUAGCAGUGUCGCCUCACAGCAAGAAGGUCGCUGGUUUGAGUCCCGGCUGGAUCAGUUUCUGUGUGGAAUUUGCAAGUUCUCCCCAUAUUUGCAUGGGUUUCCUCCGGGUGCAAAGACAUUCACUGUAGGUGAAUUGAAUAAACUAAAUUGGCUGUAGAGUGUAUGUAUGAAUGAAUGAGUGUUUUAAUUUCAUUUUUUUCUUUCAAAACAAGUACAAACUCAAGAGAGUUAAAAGCUAUUUCAUGAAGUGAAAACGGAGUAUAUAUUAAUACGAUAAAAAUGUUCGAUUUUUAAAAAAUAAAGUGAAAUAAAUUUAAUUUGCAGAUGAGAAUUCAUAGUAACUGAUUUGCCAAAAUUCUAAAAUAGUUACAAAUUGCUGUUAAAUGUUUUGGAGAUUAAAUACACUCCCUUAAGAGGGUGAUAGAGUUAGAUUAAAAAGAUCAUUUAAAUCAAACUGAAUCUUAUUUGAUUCAAAUAUGCAGAAAUUGCCCUUUAAAUUGCUUGCUCAGUAAGAUUAUCAUCAAACUGUUGUUUCACAAUGCUAAAACAAAAGACCAAACUAACCAUAAAUCAGACAUUAUGGUAAUUCUCCAUAGCCUGUGUUUUGAGUUAUGGGCUACGUCCGAAAACGCUAAAAUGCUGUCUUCAGAGGCAGCAUUUCAAGGCGGGGAGACAUCAAGGCACAUCCGCUUUGCUUCCUGUCUUCAGACUGUUGAGCCAAAAAAAGAUGGUGUCAUGAAUGGCUACUUGGAUGUCAGUUUGUGAAAUUUCGAUCAAUGGUUUACACAUUUGUUGUGAGAAGUUACCAUUGUAGUAAGCAAUUCCCUUCAAUUUCAUGAGGUAACUUGAUGCACAAACACUGCCCACCAGAAUCACCGCCUGCUAUGACAGCUAUAGGUAACCAGUCAGCUGCCUAGGUUUUCAGACGCAGCCAUGAAUUGCAGUCACUGGGACAUCUAAAACAACAGCACACAAAAUGUUGGAGUACAGCAUGUACAAUAGUGUCUGCUUUCUAGUACUUGUGUAAAGUAUUUUUUGAGCCUUUUAACUGGAGAACUUUAAAUACUGCCAGGAAAAAAUAUAUAAUUUAGGGUAGUCAUAGAAUAGUAGUGUAUGGAAUCACAUGCCAAAUUAUGUAACUAGUUUAAGAAAGAUAUCUUUAAUUGUAAACAUACAAUAGAUAUGUAUCUGCAAAUAAAUCCCCACGCAUGUGUAUUCUGAAGCAGUCAGUCAUUUGUGCAAGAGUAAAGACAUCCCUUAUGAAAAAAUAAAGUGAACCAGGGUUUGUUAUAGUAAAAGUGUAGUGACUAAGGUUUUUGGCAGAUUGAUUACCACUUUUGCAAUCAUAUCAUGGUUAAACUAUGGUUAGUGUUGCAAAAAACUGGUUAUUAUCAUGAUUUAACUACAAUUACCGUGGCCUUUUCUUUUUUUAUUUGUAGUAAACUGGUCAAUUUUUGUAAGGGAUGUCAUGACACACUAUCUAUUCUAUGCUCAUAAGCGGAUAUUGCAUUUGUGGGUUUUAUUAUAGUGAAAUUGUACCAAUUUGUGUUAAUGAAAACAACAAUAAUUGUUUUUUAAAGGGUUUUAUUUGUUUUUGUAUGAAGUAAGCUUGAAUCUUCUGCCUUAAUGAACAUGAUUGUGCUGCUAAUUCUCACGGCUGGUCACGUACCCUUACAAAAAAUAAUCUAGUAAAAGAUAGUAAAAAAAUUAUAGUAACAGUAAUAGUUUUUUUUUUUUUUCCUGGCAGAUUGAAUACCAUUUAUAUAACUACAUUUUUACUACAAUUACCAUGGUUUAACUACAGUAUUCAUGUAAAGUAAAACCAUGAUUAAUUUUUAUUAUGUAACGUCUCUAAUUUUACAGAAUAAAUCAUGUCUGUUUAAAGACUUUAAAGAUUUUGGAGGUGAUCAUGACAAUCAGCAUCAGGGUAGUCUGUUAAAUACUGGUCCAGACAUGUGCCACAUAUUCUGUAAACUAAUCUAAUGAUCUUGUCGUCCUUGUAUUUUGACAUGGUACAAAUAGAAGAGUUUCAUCCAAAACUUGUGAGUUCAAUGCACGUGUCCGUUUAAAGAGUAAGCUCAUGGUACCUUACAGCCUAUUUGUAUUUCUCUGUGCAGCUCAAAUCAUGAUUAAUGUGUGUUUGAUUCAUGUUUUAAUAAACACCUUGAUUUGGUUUAAA
Danio aesculapii is the source of this 5070-nucleotide messenger RNA. It is a transcript of the gene deptor, whose product is annotated as DEP domain containing MTOR-interacting protein. Gene Ontology annotation, molecular function: protein binding. Gene Ontology annotation, biological process: negative regulation of TOR signaling; intracellular signal transduction. NCBI's taxonomy places the organism in Eukaryota, Metazoa, Chordata, Actinopteri, Cypriniformes, Danionidae. The transcript has 10 exons. The record is from RefSeq and is a predicted model, not a curated record. Bases 391 to 1614 code for a protein of 407 amino acids.